GGAAUGUAUUUUUUGACUAUCCGGUCAUUGGGAUCUGUGACGUGCCACCGCUAGGAGACAAAAAGCCAGAAAUUGUUUUUUAAGUUGACAAUUAAGAGCAGCCGUCAGGGGGCAUCUUUUUGUUACUUUUUUCCAGUAGUCUGUUGACUCUGUUCCAGAAUUGAUGGAUUACAAUUCAGAGUUUGACAGUGAUGCCGAGGAAAGAAAUCGUAAAAGAAGAAAGGUUAUACAAAAUGAAAAGAAACCAGUUGUUACUGAUCAUAUUCCGUCACAUUUUGUUUCUCGAUCCGCUGGACAUUCGAAAGCCCACCAUAGCUCAUCAUAUCUGGCAUUUGACAAAGAGGAAGCUUCCAGGCAUCGACAACAGUUUAUCUCAUUAAAUGCUUUUGAUCGACAUAACAAGCUGGUGAAUGAUUAUUUGAAGUUUUAUGGCGGCAGAAAAGACGAUCUAAAAAGAGACAAUCGUUUCGACAAAACGGACUUAGACGUUAUACGCGAGAAUGUUAAGUUUGUGUACGAUGAAGAAGAUGAAGAGUCAGAGCUUACAGAUUGGAAUCAACGGGUUGCAAAAAGGUACUGGGACAAACUGUACAAAGAAUAUGCUAUUGGUGAUUUGACCUAUUUUAAAACAGGUCAAAUUGGUAUGCGAUGGAGAACCGAGAAGGAAGUCGUCUCGGGUAAAGGCCAAUUCGUCUGUGGUAAUAAAUUUUGCCAAGAGAGUGAAGGACUGUGUUCUUGGGAGAUCAAUUUUUCUUACAGAGAAGGCGAUGAAAAGAAAAAUACAUUGGUGAAAAUAAGGCUCUGUCCCGAUUGCUCUUUCAAACUAAACUACAAGAAACAACAUAAACCAUCGAAGAAGCGGAAAUUAGAUAAAGUAAAUUUUCCCGAAGAGUUUAAGAAUAAAAAGCAAAAAGAUAAGAAGAAGAAAAAACAAAAAGUAUGCUCGGAGCAGAACCGAGAAGCUAGUAGCAAAACACCUGAGUCUGAUCUGGGCUCCCCAGAAAAUAAUGUCUUUGAAAAAGAACCAGUUGAACCAAACAUCUGGGUUAAAAAAGCAGAAGAGAAAAAAUCUCUAGACGAAGAAGGAAAUAACAUAGAUGACGAUAUCGAUAGCUAUUUUUUGGACAUACUUUCGUAGCAACGUGUUUUUGUCGAACAGAGCUGUAAGUUGAAUUUAUGAGAAGGGCACUAACUUUCGGAAGCUAGCCAUUGCAGAGUUAAAUGUGUGGUUACUUCACACGAAAAGGUCAACAGAGAAGAUGGAAGUUCCUGGAGUAGAAAAUCUGAAUGACUAAUUGAAAUUCAUGGACGAUUGCAUUGAACAUUUUUAGCUUAGCAAGCUGAAGUUUGUGAGUCGUCUGUAUCCAAAAGUUUAUAAUGAAAUAAAU
This is a messenger RNA of Symsagittifera roscoffensis, 1388 nucleotides long. Its product is annotated as protein FRA10AC1-like. The record is from RefSeq and is a predicted model, not a curated record. Lineage: Eukaryota; Metazoa; Xenacoelomorpha; Acoela; Convolutidae. The transcript has a single exon. The coding region runs from base 164 to 1138 and encodes 324 amino acids.